Messenger RNA from Acomys russatus (golden spiny mouse), 946 nucleotides. RefSeq names its product COMM domain containing 3 (gene Commd3). Bases 50 to 637 code for a protein of 195 amino acids. The transcript has 8 exons. Lineage: Eukaryota; Metazoa; Chordata; Mammalia; Rodentia; Muridae. Gene Ontology annotation, biological process: sodium ion transport. The record is from RefSeq and is a predicted model, not a curated record.
GCGUCGCGUGUCACGUGGUGCGCAUGUCGAAGGUCACGGCGCGCUCACAAUGGAGCUCUCGGAGUAUGUGCAGAGAGGCUUCCAGACGCUGGCGGAUCCCGGUUCCUUUGACUCCAACGCCUUCGCGCUUCUCCUCCGGGCGGCUUUCCAGAGCCUGCUGGACGCCCGGGCGGACGAGGCCGCGCUAGAUCACCCAGACUUGAAACAUAUCGACCCAGUGGUUUUAAAGCAUUGUCAUGCGGCAGCUGCAACUUACAUACUGGAGGCAGGAAAGCACCGAGUUGACAAAUCUACUCUAAGCACUUACCUAGAAGACUGUAAAUUUGACCGAGAGCGAAUAGAACUGUUUUGCACGGAGUAUCAGAAUAAUAAGAAUUCUCUAGAAAUCCUACUGGGAAGUAUAGGCAGAUCCCUUCCUCACAUAACUGAUGUUUCUUGGCGGUUGGAGUAUCAGAUAAAGACCAAUCGACUUCAUAAGAUGUACCGACCUGGAUAUUUGGUCACCUUAAAUGUAGAGAACAGUGAUUCCCAAUCCUACCCAGAGAUUAGCUUUAGUUGCAGCAUGGAGCAGUUGCAGGACUUGGUGGGGAAACUUAAGGAUGCUUCAAAAAGCCUGGAAAGAGCAACUCAGUUGUAACUUGGAGAGGCGGAUGAAGAGCCUAGAGGAGAGCCAGACGCACCUUGUCUUCUGCAGGACGGUCGUUCGCGAGCUAGAUGUCAUUUUCUGUAGCAAAAGAGCUUCCUUUUGAAGUUAUGCCAACCAUCUAUUUUGACACCUUUUUUACAUAUGUGAAAUGGUUAAGAGGGAAGCCCUUAAGCAUUUGAGUGUUCAGUAUUAAUCGUGCAUUCCCUCUAUCUUCAGCGUUUUCAAGCCCCGUCAAAGUAUAAUACUCUGAAUAAAUACGGUGGCGUUCCCAAAAGAAGGGUGGUAAUCUGGAGUUUGUGU